AUGGGGUCUUGUUGUGGAAAGAGUAAAGCGGUAGCUCCUCAAACAAAAUCAAAUCCUUAUGCAAAUAUAACCCCACCAACGGCAAGACCUGAAUCACCAAAAGUCACAGCAGCAGCAGCACCACCACCCGACUAUUCGGCCGUGCAACGAUCUACGAAAGUUAGUCUUAGUCCGUCGAACCCAUUACAAGCGAUUCAUGGUUAUCAAGACGAACCACUUGGCACAUUGGAAGAAGCUAUACAGCCUGUGGAUGGUCAACUCGAUUAUGCAUCGCAUUAUGUACAAGAAGCAAAGACUAAAUGUCGUUUCCCAUCAGAACACGGUCUUACUCGCGAUGAAUCCGCUGCUAUUUAUAUCUACACUAUGAGAUGGGAUAAACGAUAUGUUAGCGAUCAAUUACAUAAAGCGUGGGUUUCCGGAGAUCGUAAUCAAAUACGACCAUGGUUCAGAUAUUUGAGAUUACUUAAAAGUGCGCUCGAUAAAUUACCGACUACCACAACUGGUAUUUGGCAAGGAACAAAUUAUGAUGAAAGAUUAAAUGAAAAGCUCAGUUCCAAUUCAACACCAUUGUUUACUUGCUUGGGUUCUUGUGCACCAACUGAUGAUGGUCUUCGAGAUUAUCUGAAGAAAUAUGGUGGACAAAAAACGAUGCUUCUCAGUUAUGAGUCAGUUGGUGGCAAAGCUGUUACCGGUUAUACAACAAGUAAAACGCCCGAGAUCAUUAUGUGGCCAGGAGCGAAAGUCGGUGUAUCGAAAUAUGCGGUAGUUGAUGGAAAUGGUUCAAUAAUUGCUCAUCUCUCGAAAAAGAUUGAACCACCAAAACAAAUCAAAAUUAAAAGACCACCAGCUGAAAAACAUUUCGACUGCCCAAAUCCUAAUUGCGGAAAUCAUUGCCGUGGUAAUCAUAAACCUCAACAUUGUUAUGGUUUUUCAUAUAUUGUUCAUAAAUGUCACCAUCAUUGCGGACCUGUGAACGCAUGUGCCCGUUGUUCCAACGAUUGUUGUGACCUACGGCAAUGUCAUAAAUGUGAAAACCGUUUUUGCGAUAAAUGUUGCCUUAAAUAA
Molecule: messenger RNA, 1065 nt
Organism: Adineta ricciae
Lineage: Eukaryota; Metazoa; Rotifera; Eurotatoria; Adinetida; Adinetidae
Source: the annotation of a GenBank genome assembly